This is a messenger RNA of Neurospora hispaniola, 1395 nucleotides long. RefSeq names its product protein btn-1. Gene Ontology annotation, biological process: regulation of intracellular pH. The coding region runs from base 1 to 1395 and encodes 464 amino acids. The record is from RefSeq and is a predicted model, not a curated record. Lineage: Eukaryota; Fungi; Ascomycota; Sordariomycetes; Sordariales; Sordariaceae. The transcript is spliced from 2 exons. Gene Ontology annotation, cellular component: vacuole; membrane.
AUGAACAGGUCGCCUUCCUCCUCCGGGUUAUUGCCCUUGCCUGGUGCGCCUUCGUCGUCGUGGGCCCUCUACCGUGCUCGUCUCUCCAGCCUCCUUCAGAGUGUCGACACCGCCGUCUUUAUCGCAUUUUGGUUAUUUGGCCUCAUCAACAAUGUCCUCUACGUCAUCAUCCUCUCGGCCGCCCAAGACCUGGUCGGAAACGGCAUCCCCAAGGGCGUCGUCCUCCUCGCCGAUGUCAUGCCCAGCUUCCUAACCAAGCUCGUUGCUCCCUACUUUAUCCAUCGCAUCCCCUAUGCCACCCGCAUCUUUAUCUUCGUCGCCCUCUCCUCCGCCGGCAUGCUGCUUAUCGCCUUUACACCGCCGUCCCGAUCGGUGGCCGUCAAGCUGAUCGGCGUCGUCUUGUCCAGCAUCAGCAGUGGUGGCGGCGAGCUGAGCUUCUUGGGUCUCACACACUACUAUGGUCACAUGAGUCUGGCUGCUUGGGGUAGUGGUACUGGCGGCGCAGGUCUCAUUGGGUCCCUGUUGUACGUGAUGCUGACAGACUGGAUCGGCCUCAGCGUCAAGACAAGCUUGCUCGCCUCAGCCUUUCUGCCCAUCAUCAUGCUUGUCAGCUUCUUCUUGAUCCUCCCCCAUGGGCCACUGCGCGCGAGUGCCCGUAAGACCUACGAACCCAUAGCCAAUCGUGACUCUUUCCAGGAAGAAAGAGAGGGGGCCGAGAACAACUUUGACGAUAUACCUACGAGCACGGCAUCAUCAAGCCUCCUUGCACCCGGACCUGCAGUCGCUGCCACGGCGUAUUCAUCGCACCCCACCGAAGACGCUCAAAAGGACUCGCUUGCUGCCAAAAUCCAACGAUCCAAGUCGCUCUUUUUCCCGUACAUGCUCCCGCUUUUGCUGGUCUACAUUGCCGAAUACACCAUCAACCAAGGCGUCUCCCCAACGUUGCUCUUCCCGCUCGAUUCCUCGCCUUUUGCCGAGUUCAGGUCGUUUUAUCCCUUCUACGGUUUCCUCUACCAAGUCGGUGUUUUCAUCUCGCGCUCAUCCAUCGCUUUCAUCCGCAUCCACCAUCUAUACCUGCCGUCCCUGCUUCAAGUCGCCAAUCUCGUUCUGCUUACUUUGCACGCACUGCUCAAUUUCAUCCCGUCUGUUUACAUUGUUUUUGUCAUUAUCUUUUGGGAGGGUUUGCUCGGCGGUUGUGUCUACGUCAACACUUUUGCCGAGAUCAUGGAACACGUGCCUGCAGAGGAUCGUGAAUUCAGCUUGGGUGCUACCUCGGUCAGCGAUAGCGGCGGUAUCUGUGUGGCCAGCUUCCUCAGCAUGGCCAUGGAGAUAUGGCUGUGUAAUUGGCAGGUUGACCAUGGCCGAGAUUGGUGCAGGCGCAUCAAGGCUGGCUGA